CCAAGGUAGAGGUGCUCAGAAACAGAUACGCAUUGCUCUGAAAUAUACUGUAGCUAUCCAUAGAGAAGUCGCAAGACGAGACAAAGAGAGAAGAAUCAUGACUAAGCUAUACAAUUUCAAGAGUGCUUUUUUACUGCUGAUUAUCGUGACCGAGUCAAUCAUCUGUAUACCAAUGGCAAAAUCUAAACGACGACGAAAGUCCCAGGCUUCGGGUGGAAGACCAAAUGUUCUGCAAGUUUAUAACUACACCGACGCUAUAGCAAAUUCCCCGACUAAUUUUCGCACAAUGGUGUUAUAUUCAACCAACGGUCUGGUCUAUCUUCAAGUCAACAACAACAUGAGACUGGGAACGAAUCAAACCCUUGGUCCUAGAGCAAAAUUCAUUGGUGAAACUAUGUCUAACACGGUACUGAGGUUCAAAAACGAGGUCAGCAAACGAUAUCUUGCUAUCAAUCAAAAAGGAAGAUUGUUGCUACAGCGCAAACCAAACGACGACUGCCUGUUUGUAGAGACAUGGAAGCAGGGAUUUCACACAUACGCAUCAUUUAAAUACUACAAGAAACAAAAAUAUGAUACAUUUAUUGCUGUUAAAAAUAGCGGCGAUAUAAAGUCGCCACUAUUGACAGCAAGAGAUCAAAAAGCCAUCUUAUUCAUGAACAGCGUUUGAUAGGAUGCGUCAAAUAACUACAAAAAUAGAAUUGUUUGAAAACAAAUAACCAUGGUACGAAAAAUAUUCAACCUCCAAAGUUUUUCUAAGAUUGAGUUUCAGGCCAUUUAAGAUUCAAAGUGUAAAACCAAGUAUUUAAUAGAUUGAAAGAUGAAAUUGAUGCAGUCUGAAAGGCAAAUCGAACAAAAACUUCCAACUUGAUGUAGCCUGGAGAUUAAAAUUCUCCUACCAUGGUCAUUUUCACGACAAAAGCUGAAUGGAUACAUUUGACCUUUGUUUUAUAAAUAUACUAUAGGUAAAAAUAGCUUUCAAACAUAAAUAAACUUGCUAUUUGGCUUUUGCUCGCCAUUUCAUGAAUACACAUCGUCAAGGAACAUUCUUAUUUCAAACUCCCACGGCAUUUAACUAUAUUUAUUACGUUAGCGCAUUUAAUGUAAAUUAUAUAUCGAAUAGCGAAGCAUAUAAAAUAAUGACGAGUACUUAAUGUAUGAAUGAUUAUUAAGUAAAAUAAUUGUAUGGUUUAAGGAGAUGUUGUAAGGUAUUUGCCUUUUGAAGGUUUUAUAAUUUAUUAUACAAAUAAAGACAGCAAGAGUUCAAA
Messenger RNA from Xenia sp. Carnegie-2017, 1265 nucleotides. Its product is annotated as fibroblast growth factor 2-like. Gene Ontology annotation, biological process: animal organ morphogenesis; cell differentiation; positive regulation of gene expression. Lineage: Eukaryota; Metazoa; Cnidaria; Anthozoa; Malacalcyonacea; Xeniidae. The transcript is spliced from 4 exons. Gene Ontology annotation, molecular function: growth factor activity; fibroblast growth factor receptor binding. The coding region runs from base 98 to 667 and encodes 189 amino acids. Gene Ontology annotation, cellular component: cytoplasm. The record is from RefSeq and is a predicted model, not a curated record.